Messenger RNA from Cornus florida, 1080 nucleotides. RefSeq names its product large ribosomal subunit protein uL5m-like. The record is from RefSeq and is a predicted model, not a curated record. Gene Ontology annotation, biological process: translation. Gene Ontology annotation, molecular function: structural constituent of ribosome; RNA binding. The transcript has a single exon. Lineage: Eukaryota; Viridiplantae; Streptophyta; Magnoliopsida; Cornales; Cornaceae. Bases 379 to 942 code for a protein of 187 amino acids. Gene Ontology annotation, cellular component: ribosome; cytosolic large ribosomal subunit.
UUCACCUAUACCUUUGAGAUUGAAAAAAGAAAAGGGAGUGGAUAGCUCUUUUUUGGUAGCAGCAGUGGUUCGAAGAAAAGAGGGCUAUCAGGAAAGCUAUAUGGGCUUUGAAGCUAUUGCAUCGUUUGCCCCUUUCUCUAAUGAAUAUGCAUUUUCUAUGAAAGACUCUCUAUUUACGCUUGCUCGCAAUCAAUUCCAUCUUGAAAUGACUGAAACAUCUCUUUCUGAAAUAAGUGGAUUCACUCCUUACCUACUCACUUCUGAUCUCAUCUGUAUUCCGAUCGAAGAAAGAAUCUCGUUUUUUUCAUGUUGACUACUAUCUUUUUGAAGUAGAUAGCCAAAAGUGCUCAUUCUAUAAGAUACUGGAAAAGCCGACUCAUGUUUCCACGUCAUUUUCAUUACGAAGAUGUAUCACGUCAGGAUCCGUUGCUCAAACCGAAUCACGCCAACGUUAUGGAAGUUCCUGGAUCGUGUCAAAUCAGAGUCGUACCAAAGGCAGCACCUUCUUCUUUCAUAAUCCAAAAUGGAAAAUUGGCUAUGGAGAUUCCGCGCGGUCAGAAAGUCAUACAGACACAACGGGCUUCGGCGGGAAAGUCGUUUCGAUCCAAUCCAUUCUGGGGGUCAAAUAAAGACAAAAAGGGAUAUGUCAGUGACCUAGCACGACAAAGCACUCUUCGAGGGCAUGGAAUGUCUCAUUUUUUGGUCAGAAUAUCCACAGUAAUGUCUCUGUUAGAUUCUCCGGUCGAAAUACGGGAAAAGUCCAUUCAAUUCUCGAUGGAAACGGAGUUUUGCGAAUUCUCCCCGGAACUUGCAGAUCAUUUCGAGAUCUUCGAACAUAUUCGAGGGUUCAAUGUGACUAUUGUCACUUCGGCCAACACACAAGAUGAGACUUUACCACCGUGGAGCGGCUUUUUUCACAAAGAUGAGGUGGAAACUCAGUAAGAUGUCGAAGAAUCGAAAUAUACGAGAUCACAAACGUAGAUUGCUCGCGGCUAAAUAUGAAUUGAGACGAAAGCUUUAUAAAGCCUUUUGUAAAGAUCCCAAUCUUCCUAGUGAUAUGCGGGACAAACAUCGUUAUAA